Hyla sarda is the source of this 2735-nucleotide messenger RNA. RefSeq names its product thioredoxin reductase 2 (gene TXNRD2). The coding region runs from base 255 to 1706 and encodes 483 amino acids. The record is from RefSeq and is a predicted model, not a curated record. Lineage: Eukaryota; Metazoa; Chordata; Amphibia; Anura; Hylidae. Gene Ontology annotation, molecular function: thioredoxin-disulfide reductase (NADPH) activity; flavin adenine dinucleotide binding; glutathione-disulfide reductase (NADPH) activity. Gene Ontology annotation, biological process: glutathione metabolic process; cell redox homeostasis; cellular response to oxidative stress. The transcript is spliced from 19 exons. Gene Ontology annotation, cellular component: mitochondrion; cytosol.
CUGACUGCAGUGAAGGAGACGUCUCUCCACAGUUGUGUCACGUGACAGCGGGGCUCGGUCGGGUCGGCAGUCAUGUGACAACGACUUGUGUCCCCGCGGACUUCUUUAACAGGGGGUCUAGGCUAUUUCUUUUGACUAUGAUUUGCUUGUGAUCGGCGGAGGCUCUGGAGGUCUUGCAUGUGCUAAAGAAGAUUACUUAGUUUGUUGGGGUAGCCAGCUCUAGGAAGAGUCCUGGUUGUGCCCCAUUCACUUCAAUGAGACAACUUGGCAGCUGCUACUUCACGACUAUCAGGACAGAAUUCUUAACAUCUGCCCAAUUUGGAAAGCGAGUUGCAGUAUUCGAUUAUGUAGAACCAUCACCCAAAGGAACCAAAUGGGGUAUUGGAGGGACGUGUGUGAAUGUUGGCUGCAUUCCAAAAAAGCUGAUGCACCAGGCAGCGCUGUUAGGAGGUGCCCUGAAAGAUGCCCCCCAUUAUGGCUGGCAUAUACCGCAUCCAGCACAACACGACUGGUCCAAAAUGGCACAAGCUGUUCAAAAUUAUGUGAAGUCAUUAAAUUGGGGCCACAGAGUACAGCUACAGGACAAGAAAGUAAAGUAUUUUAACCUGAAGGCCAGUUUUGUGGAUGAACACACUGUGCAUGCAGUAGCAAACACUGGGAAGGAGACAAAAGUGACUGCAAAAAUCAUUGUCCUGGCGACAGGAGGAAGACCAAUAUAUCCUACACAUAUUCCUGGCGCAAUGGAGUACGGUAUUACAAGUGAUGAUCUCUUUUGGCAGCAGAAAUCACCUGGGAAAACUUUAGUGGUUGGAGCCAGCUAUGUUUCGUUGGAGUGUGCAGGGUUCUUGACUGGCAUUGGACUGGAUACAACUGCUAUGGUGAGAAGCAUUCCCCUGAGAGGGUUUGAUCAGCAAAUGGCUACUCUAGUGACUGAUUACAUGGAAUCGUAUGGGACAAGGUUCUUAAGAAAAUGCGUUCCAUCAAGAGUAACAAAACUAGCAAAUGGGAACCUUGAGGUGACCUGGAAAAACACAGAUUCUGGGAAAGAAGAGUCUGACACGUUUGGCACUGUUAUGUGGGCUGUAGGCCGUGCCCCUGAAACAAAGUCUCUGAAUUUAGACAAGGUUGGUGUCGUUGUUAAAGCAGAGACUGGGAAAAUCAUUGUUGAUGACUCUGAAUCCACAUCAGUCCCAAACAUCUUUGCUAUUGGUGACAUCACAGAGGAUCGCCCAGAGCUGACUCCAACAGCCAUUGCUGCUGGAAAGCUUUUGGCUCGCCGCUUGUUCAGUAACUCCACCGAGUUAAUGGAUUAUGACAGUGUUCCCACCACAGUAUUCACACCUCUGGAAUAUGGCUGUGUUGGCCUUUCUGAAGAAAAGUCGAUAGAAUUCUAUGGAGAGGAUGCAAUUGAGGUCUUCCAUGCGUUUUACAAGCCAUUGGAGUUUACAGUUCCUGGAAGAAACUCCUCUCAAUGUUAUAUUAAGAUGAUUUGCCUUAAAGGGUCACAACAAAGAAUUGUUGGCCUUCACUUCAUCGGGCCAAACGCUGGAGAAGUUAUUCAAGGAUUUGCCCUCGGAAUAAAGUGUGGAGCCACCUAUCCUCAAUUGAUGAGUACAGUGGGCAUACAUCCCACAUGUGCCGAGGAAGUCACCAAACUACACAUCACAAAGCGUUCAGGCCUGGACCCCACAGUCACUGGUUGCUGAGGUUAAUUACCAUCUCUGAAAAGAAAGGAACCAUCUGUCUGCAUGAAAACUGGAGAACUAUCAGCAUGUUCAGUAUCCUUACAUAUUUAUGUCACAUUUCCCUGGAAUAGAUACACUGUAAAAGCCUUUGCCAAAAGUGAUUUAUGAUUAUUCUAAGCACUACAGAAUGCAUUCCUCCUGUGUCGGAUAUUUCAUCAGAUGCCAAGGACUUAAUAAGACUGACUUGUCCUGUGGUGUAGUCACUCCUUACAUCCAGGAGGUGGAACUGCAGACCAGAAGAUGUUGGAAUCACAGUGACAUCAAGUUUAGGUGCGAAUACAGAAAGAUUUUUGGCAGAGUGACUGAAGACUUCCAAGGAUUGCUGUACAACCACUGCUACCUUAAAGCUGGACAUGUUUUUAAUACCAAAGUAUGUCAAGUGUAUGCCUUAGUACAGUGUUUCCCAACCAGGGUGCCUCCAGCUGUUGCAAAACUACAACUCACAGCAUUGGAGUUGUAGUUCUGCAACAGCUGGAGACACCCUGGUUGGGAAACACUGCCUUAGUAUAUAGAUACAGGUAUACCUUAUGGAUAUAUAGUGAUGCUAUGCAUGCUGAUGUCUACCUGUUUAGUGCAGGCAACAUUGUGGUAUCUCCUUUCAGAGAUGGUCAAAGUGUUAUUAAACCUUCUAGAGUAUAAACAGAUUUUGAUACCAGCGAAUGACGGCUUGUGCUUAAACUCAUUCUCUGAGAUGCACCAGCCAGAGAACCUGCUGGAUCCUUUGUAGUAAAAACUUAUAUAUAUAUCUCAACUGGCUCCAGAAAGUUAAGCAGAUUUGUAAAUUGUAUUAAAAAAUCUCAAUCCUUCCAAUAAUUAUCAGCUGCUGAAGUUGAGUUUUUCUUUUCUGUCUGACCACAGUGCUCUCUGCUGACACCUCUGCCUGUCUCGGGAACUGCACAGAGUAGAAGAGGAUUGCUAUGAGGAUUUGCUUCUACUCUGGACAGUUCCCGAGACAGGUGUCAUCAGAGAGCACUUAGACAGUAAAGAACA